CUCCCCCUCCCCCGGCAGCACAGGCGAAACCGGAAGCAGCGGUCGGCGGGGGCGGGGCAGUGUAGCGGCUGGCUGGUCAAGCCCCGCACUGGUCUGGGGCGCGGGGCGUGCCCUCUGUUGGGAACCAUGCUUGGCAGGUCUGGGUAUCGGGCGCUGCCUUUGGGGGACUUUGACCGUUUCCAGCAGUCGAACUUCGGCUUCCUGGGCUCUCAGAAGGGCUGCUUGUCCCCGGAGCCGGGCGGCGUGGGGCCGGGGGCCGAUGCACCUCAGAGCUGGCCCUCCUGCUUCUGCCAUGGCCUUAUCAGUUUCCUGGGGUUCUUGCUGCUGCUGAUCACCUUCCCCAUUUCUGGUUGGUUUGCCCUGAAGAUCGUGCCCACCUAUGAGCGCAUGAUCGUGUUUCGACUGGGCCGGAUACGCACCCCUCAAGGACCCGGUGUGGUUCUGCUCCUGCCCUUCAUCGACUCUUUUCAGAGGGUGGAUCUGAGGACACGAGCCUUCAAUGUUCCUCCCUGCAAGUUGGCCUCUAAGGAUGGGGCUGUGCUCUCCGUGGGGGCCGACGUCCAGUUCCGCAUCUGGGACCCGGUACUGUCGGUGAUGACGGUGAAGGACCUGAACACAGCUACACGCAUGACAGCCCAGAAUGCCAUGACUAAGGCCCUGCUCAAGAGGCCCCUGCGAGAGAUCCAGAUGGAGAAGCUCAAGAUCAGCGACCAACUCCUGCUGGAGAUCAACGAUGUGACCAGGGCCUGGGGGCUGGAGGUGGACCGCGUGGAGCUGGCAGUGGAGGCCGUGCUCCAGCCACCCCAGGACAGCCCAGCAGGGCCCAGCCUGGACAGCACCCUGCAGCAGCUGGCCCUCCACUUCCUGGGAGGCAGUGUGCCUUCAGUGGCAGGAGGCGCCCCGCGCCCUGGACCAGCAGAUACCUUGGAGAUGGUGAGCGAGGUUGAGCCGUCUGCACCUCACGGGGGUGCUGGGUCCAGCCCCAAGCAACCUGUGGCCGAGGGGCUGCUGUCGGCUCUGAAGCCCAUCCUGUCAGAGGCCCUGGUCAGCCAGGUCGGGGCCUGCUACCAGUUCAAUGUCAUCCUGCCCAGCGGCCCCCAGAGCAUCUAUUUCCUGGAUCUCACUGCAGGGCAAGGGAGGGUGGGACGCGGAGUGCCUGAUGUCAUCCCCGACGUGGUGGUGGAGCUGUCCGAGGAGGACCUACGGGCCCUGUUGUGCAGGGAGCUGCGGCCCCUGGGGGCCUACAUGAGUGGGCGGUUGAAGGUGAAGGGCGACCUGGCUGUGGCCAUGAAGCUGGAGGCUGUCCUCAAGGCCUUGAAGUAGCAGGUUUGGCUGCCUGUCAGUAGCCCGGCCCCGAGCUGGGCACCAAGCCAGGGAGACAUCUUGGAGGCAGAGGCUCUGGCACUGCACCUUGGAUUGUUGAAGCCCUGAGGAGUGUCAGACCCAGCGGGAGACAGUGAGUGGAGGCUGGGAGACACUGGAGCUAGGAGAGGCUGAGUCGGGCAGCCCUGCCCUUCUCACCCACAGUGGUUCUCUUAGCAAGCAUUUGCUGAUCCUGGUCCCCUGCCGAGUGCCCUACCUGAACUGGGUACCAGGCAAUGACAGGAGAGCCAGGCCUGCUCUGCUCCUCUGGCGACCUGGCUGGAGAGGAGGGGCUGACGGAAACAGCCCAACAGCAGCUGGUUUGGUCCUGGUGUGAGGGAGCUCUGCAUGUGACUCAGGCUCCAAGUUCCAGGAGAGGGGGUCAGAGAGGGGGGUCAGAGCAGCUCGGGGAGGGAGAGAGAAGGGACCAAGCAGAGGUCCCUGCAUUGGGAGGGAUCUGAGAUUGGGCUGGGUCUGCCUUACUGAUUGCAAUCCAGGCCCAGACUGGGGGAGGGGGGGAAGACAGGGGGUCAGGGCAGUGUCUCUCUGGCCCUGCUCCUGAGGGUGUCCUGACUCAUCUCCCAGCCUCAGUCUUGCAUGCCUGACUGGCUGGGGCCAGGGCAGCAUGACGGAGAGCCCUGCUGUUCUUGUGCUUCUUACCAGAGGUUUGAAAACCUCAAAUAAACGUGCUGUUUACAAUGUA
Molecule: messenger RNA, 2065 nt
Organism: Capra hircus (goat)
Lineage: Eukaryota; Metazoa; Chordata; Mammalia; Artiodactyla; Bovidae
Gene: STOML1
Product: stomatin like 1
Exons: 7
Coding region: 127-1323 (398 amino acids)
Cellular component (GO): plasma membrane
Source: RefSeq, a predicted model, not a curated record